Messenger RNA from Thlaspi arvense, 645 nucleotides. NCBI's taxonomy places the organism in Eukaryota, Viridiplantae, Streptophyta, Magnoliopsida, Brassicales, Brassicaceae. The record is from the annotation of a GenBank genome assembly.
AUGGGCAAAGGGGUAAGGGACUCUAGCUGUUGCAGUUAUAGCCUGUUUGCCACCCAUUGUGUUGCCCUAUUGGAAGAUAUGGUGAUUACUGUAGCAGAUGGGAUUGCAAGUAUGUAUUUGGAGCUUAUUUCUGUUGAUGGUAACAUGUCAGAUGAAAUGGCUUCCCUUGGUUUGAUGCUGUGUUCUUUAUCAACAAGGGAACUUCAGAAGUUACGCAAUGAGGUGGCAUUGAACCAGUGGUUGCAUCAGAACAUUGAUGCAGUUGUUUCAAUGUACGGGGAUCGCUUUGACCUGCACACACUUCAGAGCCAACCAAUUGAUGAGCCAAUAAAGAGUCAGAAUGAAAAACUUAAUUGGUGGAAGAAGCUCACUCUGAGGAAAUCAAGUUCUGUUUCAUCACGAUUACAUCAUGUUGCAAUACACUUCAGUUCUGUAACUGUUAAGCGGACCAAAGAGUUAAGGGCUUUGACUGGAUGGAGGUACUACUUCAGCCUCUUUCUCGAGUUAUCUGACAUUAUGAUGCCGUUUAUUAAAACCCUUGUUUCUAAAGUUAGCGAUGCCAUUUCAUUUUUUCUGGUUUGCUUAAUUGGGCGGUCACUAGGUCUUAUUUACACUGGCAUAAGGCAGUCCCUUCGAUGGAAGUGA